AUGGUAAAAAGUCCCGAUAGGUAGAAAAUAAAUGUGAUUUUUGCACAGAGGAAGCUGAAGGUGGUCAUCUGUUCCUCUGGGGCCAUGAGAGGGUCUUUGUGAGUUGCUCUUUGAUGGGCAGAGGAGGCAGGACUCCUUCCCUGGGGUGUCAGACAGCAGAAAGGCAGGGAGGUGUAGAAAUCUUUCUUGUUCAGCAUUUAGCAUCUUUAAUUGUCCCUGAGACUGAGUGCCUGAAAUCUUGCUGAAAAAAGAUCAUUUUUUGGUGAUUUCUUAGUUGGUCUAAUAACACGUAUCAUCUCUGAAUCCAAGAGUCCUAGAGUUUUGCAUUUAUUUGCAUCUGAGACCAACACAGCUACCAAAUACAUCCCUGGCUCAAAUCAAGGUGCUCCACAUCCACCGGUCUGCCCGCACCCACAGAGCCAGUCACUUCGUCAUGAAGGCAGUCAGGUUGGUCAGGCAAGACUUGCCCUUGGUGAACCCAUGCAGACUGUUCCUCAUCACCCUUUUCUCUACCAGAAAUCGGUAGCAGACGACGGGGAGGUCGCAGCCAAAUCCACCGGGCGAAGGCACCCUCGGCACAGGAACUGUCAAGACCCAUCCAGUGGGGAAAGGGACAGCGACAGCACAGAGGACACUGAGACAUCCAGAUCGGAUACGGUGGAAGACUCCUCUGAAGGAUGUGAAGACAGCGUGGAAGUACCAGAGGAUUUGAAGUUACUCUUUUGGGAGCUGUGCCAUGCACGGAGUGAUCACUUCUCUACCACUUACUGCUCUGCAAGGGGGAUGGUGAUAAAGAUGGAGGAGGAAAUCCACUUUCUGGUGGACUUGCUGCGGAUCGUGAAACUCUUCCCAAGCCCCUGCAUCCUGCAGCUCAUCUGCGCCCUCAAAGACGGCCUGACAGUAGUCGUGCGCUGGGCCCUCCAGAAUUACAGGCUGCACCAGAAGCAGAAGGAACAAGCCGGCCCCGAGAGAUCUGAGGCAGCUCGUGCUCAUCAUGCUGCACCACCCCCCACAACAAGUCCAGCCAGCUCGACACCGGCAGCAAGCGGGAGGCUCAGCAUAUCGACCUCCUGGUCACCAUGGACUGCUGCUUCUCCGACCCCUCCGGUCUCUACCCCUGCCUGGCCAACACUGCCACCGUGGACUGCUGCUUCUCCACAAUCCGUGGCCUCUACCCCUGCCGGGCCACCACUGCUACCGUCGACUGCUGUUUAUCCACAAUCCAUGGCCUCUACCCCUGCCGGGCCACCACUGCUACCGUCAACUGCUGUUUAUCCACAAUCUGUAGUCUGUACCCCUGCUGGGCCACCACUGGCACUGUCAACUGCUGCUUAUCCACAAUCCGUGGCCUCUACCCCUGUCAGGCCAACACUGCCACCGUCGACUGCUAUUUAUCCACUAUCUCUGGCCUCUACCCCUGCCAGAGCAACACUACCACCGUCAGCUGCUGCUUAUCCACAGUCUGUGGCCUCUACCCCUGCCAGACCACCACUGCUACUGUCGACUGCUGUUUAUCCACCAUCCAUGGCCUCUACCCCAGCCAGACCAUCACUGCCACCGUCAGCUGCUGCUUAUCCACAAUCCGUGGCCUCUCCCCCUGCCGGGCCACCACUGCUCCCGUCGACUGCUCCUUAUCCGCAAUCCGUGGCCUCUCCCCCU
Messenger RNA from Alligator sinensis (Chinese alligator), 1659 nucleotides. Its product is annotated as vegetative cell wall protein gp1-like. The record is from RefSeq and is a predicted model, not a curated record. The transcript is spliced from 5 exons. Lineage: Eukaryota; Metazoa; Chordata; Crocodylia; Alligatoridae. The annotation marks the transcript as partial.